CACAGUAAAACUAAACAUGGCGUUUUCUAAUCAAAUACAGCAAAACGACACAGCUUUAUCUUCUCCAUCACCUGAAAUGUUCUCAUUCCCUGGAACACCAACCGAAGAUCAAUCCAAAGACCCAACAAAGCAAACCGCCAUUAAUGAGUUUUCUUCAACUUCCCCAGCUGAUCAAUUUUUCUUAAAUGGCCGUCUCCUCCCACACGAUUUCCCCGUGCAAACAACAAGCAGCACACGCUCAUCCUUCUCGGGUCGAGAUCAAAUGAGUUCUUAUUCUCAAUCUACUACUGAAAUCUUAUCGAGAGGAACAAGUGCAGGUAGCAAAGAAUAUUCUUUGGUAUCUUCUAGAAGUAAUAGCACCAACAGUAGUAGAGGUAGUACAUGCAGUAGUAUUAGUGUAGAACAAAAGAAAACAUCAUCAUCGUCUCAUAAAAGAAUGAAUAGUUUAAGAUCAGAAAGAAAUAAUGGUACAAGUUCAUCAUCAUCACCAUUGGGAAAGUAUUAUAAGUAUGGAAGUUCAUCAGGAUCAUCACAGAGAUGGCAGUUUAUUACAGCUGUUCCGCCUGUGUUGGGUCCAAGUCAAUCACGGCGAGGGAGAAAAGAGAAUAAUGGUGUGGGGUCCACAACAAGUCCUAGGAUGAAGAUCAUCAAGAAUAAAGAUGGAGGAAGUAAUAAUAAUAAUAAUAAUAAUAAUAAUAAUAAUAAUAAUAGUAGUAGUUUUAUGUAUAGAAUGUUGAGAUCAGUUGUGGCCACUUGUAAAGCUUGUCAUGCUAUGGAGGGUCAAGAUAAAGAGUUUGAGUUGGAUGCAGUCGGUGAGGUGUUGGGACAUUAGAGUUCUAAUUACUUGUUCUCUUUAAUUUCCUACAUCAUCAUCUUAUUUAAAAUAUCCUGCCCAUAGGAAACAAUAUAUGAUUAGGGUUUGAAGAUGAAAUGAAAAUUGAUAACUUAUGCCCAUAAAGAAAAAUACGGCAAAAGAAUCUUUCACCUCGAGAAAUAUCCUCUGAAAGGAAUGUUCUUACAACAAAUUAAAAUGGCUAAAUGAAAGUGAAUUCUGAAAUUUGUAUCUUACCACACAAGUUUCACGCUUAAUUUGCUAUGUUUUGAUUUUUUUUAUAUAUUAUCGGUUAUUUUUAAUCUUGAUAUAUAGCGAAUUGUGUAGGAUUGAUAUUCAGAUUCUUAAGGGAAUGUGUUUGCCUUUCGGUUUUUUUUGUUUUGUUUUUUCUUUUUUUGGAUUUUGAGUUUUCUUGGAGAAUGGAGAUUUAUUGACUUGUAAAAUAUGAUUAAUUAUGGGAAAUUUGGUACUUGAUAUUAGAAAGAAGUUUGCUUUACGAAAGGGUUAACAUGGUUUUGAGUGAUUAAAUGCAUUGAUAAUGAUGGAAUUGCUAGCUCAUAUAGAGGAGUCUAAUGCUUUUGUUAUUUUAUGUCUAGUUAUUAUAAACUUCUUUUAUGGAUUCAAAACAUUUGAUAUAAAACAUAUAGAUAUAUA
Molecule: messenger RNA, 1486 nt
Organism: Amaranthus tricolor (Joseph's coat)
Lineage: Eukaryota; Viridiplantae; Streptophyta; Magnoliopsida; Caryophyllales; Amaranthaceae
Exons: 1
Coding region: 17-832 (271 amino acids)
Source: RefSeq, a predicted model, not a curated record